AUGACAACCAGCCCAAGAGAUAUCUCAAUCCCCACCCGGGUUGGUGGACGAUGUUCUCUUUAUGCUGUGCAUUUGAACUUCCGGCUGCUAGACACCCGUGUGCCUUGCAGCUUCAACAACCGUCAGCUUCGCGGGGACGUGACAGUGAAGAAGGCGGACAAGAAGAAAGCGGUUCCGAGUUUGAAACUAGGCCCCUCCCCAUACCCUCAGUGGCCUGGGACGUCGAAGUAUAGGCGCUUCUUCACGGCCCAGUCCAGCCUGUCGUUGGUUGGCAAGGCCAAUGCCGCCGACGCGGAGAAGCGCAAGAGGCGCCGGAGCCUGGCCCUCAUCCUCUUCCACCAGCUCAGCGCCGUGGGGCUCAGCAUCCUGACGUUCCAUGCGCGUGCACAGCUGCUUCUGAAAGCUUUUGGCGGUGAUGACGCCCGUGUGGCACGGCAUAUAGGCGUCGGAAGCGCCAUCGUGUCCAUCCUGGAUUUGGCCUUGUCGCCGUUGGCUGGCCGGGCCUCUGAUUGCUUCGGGCGAAGGCCAAUGAUGUUUUUGCUGCCUGCGGUGUCCCUGCCGCUGAAGCUGCUAGCCUUUUGUUUUCCCACACCGCUGUUCCUGCAAAUUGAGCGGAUUGUCACGGACUCGCUCCGCACGCUUUGUGGGACAACGAUGACGAUGACCUGCCUGGCCGACCUCUACGACGGGCCUGGGUACACGACUGCGCUGGGCUCCCUCAAUGCGGCGACAGGGGUGGCCCUCGUCCUGAUGCCCCAACUCGCCACGCUCCUGAUCGGGCGACGGGGCGUGGCACCCCGCCGAGCUUUUGCCGGCGCUGCGGCGCUCGCGGCGCUUCACUACAUCUUGGCUUCGAGGUUCAUGGAGGAGACCAACGAGUCCCUCGAUGAGCCUGGCACCAGCCCUCUGCUGUCGAUAAAGAGGCUCAGCCCGGGCGGGCAGGGGUCUGGGAUGCUGCUGGCUCCAGUGCAGUUCCUCCGGCUCUUUGCUGCGGGGUCUCGGCUGCGGCGCCGGGCCGAGCUCUUCGCGCUGCACUGCCUUGUCGAGGGCAAGGUGGUGCAGGACCAGGUCGCUGCCGUCCAGCUCAAACUCGGCUGGGAUGCUGGAGCGAGGUCCUGGUGGACAUCCGGCCUCGGCGUUGCCCUGGCCUCGGGCGGCCUUUGUGGACCCCUUCUCAGGCGGAUGGGCGAACACCGCUUUCUCUCCACCUGCCACAUGGCCUCCUUUGCCGCCUUCCUCUGCUUCAGGAGGUCCCGGCUUGCCGCCGGCCUCGUCCCGCUGAGCCUCGGCGGCCAGCGGCGCUUGGUCUCGGCGGCCUGGCUCGUGGAGGAGGCGCAGAGCUCCGGCGUUGGCCGCGGCGAGGUAGUGGGCUGGAUGGCCAGCCUGCGAGCAGCCUCGGAGGCAUUCGUGGCGCUGCUUUCGCAGUCUGUCUACGAGUGGGCCUAUGCGCAGGGCGUUCCUGCCAACGUCUUCCUUUUGCCGACUCUGCUCAUCGUCUUUGCGGAGCUGCAAUGCACGCGCAUUGCGCUCAUCGACGACGACUGUGAGAGUCGCCGGCUCCUUCCGCGUUCGCUCCGUGCCCGCGGCGCCUGGAGAGUGAGACUGCCACCGCGCGAUGGCGAGCCGCUAGGUCUGGGGUUGGACCUUCUGGACCCGGCCAUACCGCAGAUCUGCUCCAUCGUCCCGGGUUCCAUUGUUGAGAAGCACAACGCCACGCUCGAUGACGCCGACCGCAUCAAGGUGGGGGACUUCAUCCUGGAGGCCAAGGGCGUCCGCGGCGAGGCGCUGGCCAUCGCCGACUCGCUGGAGUCUUCUCCCGAUGGGCUGUCCCUUCUCCUGCAGCGGCCGCCGCCUCGUAGAAUGCGGCUCUCAGCCAAAGCGCUGGCCCCACACGCGCAGGAGCUCCUGUCCCUCACCUCGCUGCCUUCCAGCGUGUCACUCUACGCCACGCGGGACCUUGGCACGGAAGGGGCAGAGCUCAGGCGCCACGACCGCCUCGUGGCGGCCGCGGAUGCUGUGGGCGUCCGAGAUGGCGCUGCCGAGGUCCGGGCGGCGCUGGAGUUGGCCCUCCGAGGCUCAGAGCCUUUCUACAUCUCCGUGGUCCGGCCGGGCAUUGAGGGCAACUAG
Symbiodinium natans is the source of this 2127-nucleotide messenger RNA. The record is from the annotation of a GenBank genome assembly. NCBI's taxonomy places the organism in Eukaryota, Dinophyceae, Suessiales, Symbiodiniaceae.